CGUAUCUCUUCUUAAAUUUCACGCCCAAGAACCUAUAUAAGAAGACACCUUCACACCUUCCACAACACAAAACAGAGCAUAGCUAGCAACAACAAGGUGUCAAGGUCUUAUAGUUUAAGACUUUUUUUUUUCUUUUUCUUAAGAGUGAAUCAAAUAGUUCUUGAGAGAAAAUGGAUAACGUGAGUGUUUUGGCAAAGGGAGAGAACCAACUGAACGGAGAGAAGCCCCCACCGGAAGUGUGUGCAAGGUGUAGCUCUAACAACACAAAGUUCUGCUACUAUAACAACUAUAGCAUGUCUCAGCCGCGCUACUUCUGCAAGGAAUGUCGUCGAUACUGGACUCAAGGUGGGACUUUGAGGAACGUCCCGGUUGGUGGAGGUUGCCGUAAGCCCAAGCGUCCAAGGAUAGAACACUCCUCUGUUUCUCAGGUGGCUUCCUUUGAGAACCAACCAGUUAAUCAUCAACCUUUCAGACUUGUUCAUGAAAACAACGAGUCUGUUGGACUUUUUGGUGGUUCUACUUCUUCUUCCUCUUCUCCUGCUGCUGUUGCUGCCGUUCUUGGGAAGCAUUUGGGUUAUUUGGCUGAGUUUCGUGGUGUAACCAAUGUGCCUCAAGUUCGAGGUCUUCGACCUGUACUGCUGGAUCGCUUGGAUUUUGGUGAGGACUCGUUUCAACAAGAUUUUUACGAUUUUGGCAAUGAUUUGAUUGGUAAUCCUUUUAUCAACCAAUCAAUUGGUGGUGGAUAUGCUAAUAAUCAUAACAGUUAUUUCAUAAAUCAAGUGCAUCAGCAAGUGGAACCAAAGCUUUGACAACACUAUGAAUGUGAAUCAUGAAGCAAGCUCUAGUGGAAGCAGAGGAUCUUCCGACACCGAGACGAACAGCAACAACAACAACAACAACAAAGAUCAGAAGCACCUGUUUGAUUAGAUCUUCUUAACAAUUUGGAAAAAACAUGGUCCUUGAAUUUAUCGUAUUACAUGUUCUCUAUGUCUUAAGUUAAUGUUUCGUUCUGUUUUUUUUUUUGUUGGGUCUUUUUUAGUUCUUUAAGUUUGCAUCUUUGUA
Molecule: messenger RNA, 1062 nt
Organism: Camelina sativa (false flax)
Lineage: Eukaryota; Viridiplantae; Streptophyta; Magnoliopsida; Brassicales; Brassicaceae
Source: RefSeq, a predicted model, not a curated record